Molecule: messenger RNA, 9580 nt
Organism: Brienomyrus brachyistius
Lineage: Eukaryota; Metazoa; Chordata; Actinopteri; Osteoglossiformes; Mormyridae
Product: histone acetyltransferase p300-like
Exons: 31
Coding region: 265-8229 (2654 amino acids)
Biological process (GO): positive regulation of transcription by RNA polymerase II
Cellular component (GO): histone acetyltransferase complex; nucleus; transcription regulator complex
Molecular function (GO): chromatin DNA binding; histone acetyltransferase activity; protein binding
Source: RefSeq, a predicted model, not a curated record
AUCUAUAAAGGAACAAGAAAGAAAAAAAAUCGACAGCAAAGGGGGGAGGCUGAUACGCCGAGGCUGAAAUAGAGGGGAGCCCUGGGAAGAGGAGUGUAUUUAAAAUUCAUAUACACAAGACGGCCCCCUCCGCAUCGGCCCGAAAAAGGAGGGGGGGAAAGUCGCGGACGUUCGAAAAGAACGGACACUGGUCGACGGAAAGGAGAAUAACGCGUUUUAUUUCUGGAUAACGAGCUUAUAUUUUUGAUUCGUGGAGAAAAAAAUAUGGCCGAUAAUGGUCUGGACUCCGGCCCGCCUUCAGCCAAGAGGCCUAAACUCUCUUCGCCGGCACUUUCUGCCAGUGAUGGAAAUGACUUCAGCUCACUGUUUGACCUGGAGCAUGACCUCCCCGACGAGCUCAUCAGCUCAGAGCUGGGCUUGCCCAAUGGUGGAGAUCUGGGCCAGCUGCACACUGGCGUGGGUGGGGGUCCCCAUGGGGUGCAGGACGCAGCAGCCAAGCACAAGCAGCUGUCGGAGCUCCUGCGCUCCAGCGGGCCACCCGCACCUCCCUCUGGCCAGCAGGUGGCGGGGACGAGCCCGGGAGGGGGUGCGAUGGGGCUCCUGAGUGGCAUGAACGCUUCCCCGGGACCGGCCGGCAUGGGCGGCCCACCUCAGCAGCCCUCCCCUCAGCAUGCAUCCAUGAUGCACCCAGCUGGGAUGGGCGGGACCGGCAUGAUCAGAGGCAUGGCCGGAGUCCCGAAGGGGAAUGGACAGCAGCAGGCACCCACAUCGCAGCAGCAAGGCAUGAUAGGUGGACAGGUCAUGAAUGGAUCCCCCAGGAUGGGCUACCCAAACAUGACUCUGGGGAACAGCAUGCUGCCCGACACCUUACAACAACAGCAGCAGCAAAUGCAGGGUGGCCAGCAGCUCGGAGCAGCAGGGCAGGCUGGACUGAGGGGGCAGCAGCCUGGAGCAGUAAACAAGAUGGGCAUGAUGGGUAAUCCAGGCCCCUAUGGCAACCCUUACGGUCAGCCAGCGGGGCAAGGUCUGGGUGGCACCGGACUGGGCACACAGCUCCAGAACAAGACCGGUUUGCCCAGCAGCCUCGGCCAGUUUAACCUGGAUAAGAAGACUCCACCGAUGCAGGGCAUGGCUGGUAUGGCCUCCCAGCAGCCACCAGCAGGGGUGGCAGGACCCGUAGCAGGAACGGCGGCAGCAGCUGCAGGGGCAACCGGCAUGAUGUCCAGUGCACCGGGUGGCCUUGGCACCGUGGCGACGCCCCCUGGCGCUGCGGGGGCCCCGCCACCCCCCACGGCCGACCCAGAGAAGCGCAAGCUGAUCCAGCAGCAGCUGGUUCUCCUGCUGCAUGCCCACAAGUGCCAGCGGCGCGAGCAGGCCAAUGGGGAGGUUCGGCCGUGCUCCCUGCCUCACUGCCGCACUAUGAAGAACGUGCUGAACCACAUGACCCACUGCCAGGCCGGCAAGUCCUGCCAGGUGGCGCACUGCGCCUCGUCAAGACAGAUCAUCUCGCACUGGAAGAACUGCACGCGGCACGACUGCCCCGUUUGCCUGCCGCUGAAGAACGCCGGGGACAAGAGGAACCAGCAGACGCUGCUGGGCUCCGCCGGAGUGGGCUUGGCCAGUGCCCUGGGAACCGUGCCGGGAGGCCAGCCCAGCGCACCCAGCCUGAACCCGCCCAGCCAGAUCGACCCCAGCUCCAUCGAGAGGGCUUACGCCGCCUUGGGCCUCACAUACCAGGGUGCCCAGAUGCCCGCCCAGGCUCCCCAGACACAGCUGUCCGCUCAGGGCCUGCAGGGGCAGCCAGGGAUGCGGCCCCUGGGGGGCAUGGCAGGAGGGAGCCCCAUGGGUGUCAAUGGAGGCGUCGGGGUCCAGUCGGCCAGCCAGCAAUCCAGCCUGCUGCAGGACUCCAUGCUCCAUGGUGGCAUGAACGCGCAGAGUCUAAUGAAUGAUACCGCCGGGGUGGGCGUCUUGGGCUCCAUGCCCACAGCGGCUCCCCCGUCCGCGUCAGGCAUGAGGAAGAGCUGGCAUGAGGACAUCACACAGGACCUGCGCAACCACCUGGUGCACAAACUGGUGCAGGCCAUCUUCCCCACACCCGACCCAGCUGCACUCAAGGACCGGCGAAUGGAGAACCUAGUGGCCUACGCCCGCAAGGUGGAGGGUGACAUGUACGAGUCGGCCAACAGCAGGGCCGAGUACUACCAUCUCCUGGCGGAGAAGAUCUAUAAGAUCCAGAAGGAGCUGGAAGAGAAGCGGCGAACCCGGCUGCAGAAGCAGGGCAUGCUGCCCACACAGCCUGGCAUGCCGCCUUCCGGCCUGGGCCAGGGUCCCCCUGGACUGGGGCAGCCCCCCAUGCCACCCGGCCAGCCGCCCAACGGACCUCAUUCUGAUCCCUCUCUUGUCCGGUCCCCAGUGACCAACCAGAUGAACCGGAUGCAGAACCCUUCUGGUAUGGGCCAGUUCAGCCAGAUGGGAAUGCAGCCCAUGGCCCAGAGGUCCACGCCGCCUCUGCAGAUGGGCCUCCCCCUCGGCCAGGUGGGUAUGGGAAGCCCAAGAAUGGGCCAGCCAAAUGUGAACCAGCUCCAGAACCAGUACCUGCCCCCCAAUCAGUGUCCCGGAUCAGGACCUGGACUCGGGCCCGGCUCGGCUGGCAUGGCACAGCAGUCUCCGAUGGCCACACCCCCACCGCUUCCUGUAAGCAGUCCACUCCCCCAGACAGGACCAGUGGGGGGUGGGGCCCUGGUGGGGCCCAUGGGAUCUGGCGGCCCUGGUGGAGGCCCUCCCCCUGGCCUGCCUCCCCCCUCAGCCCAAGCCAGCAGCUCUCACCCGCACUGCCCCCCCCAGCUGCGGCAGAACUCGCCGUCCCCUGCCCGUAGUCUGACUCCCACCCCCCACCACACGCCGCCGGCGCUGGCGAGCUCGCAGACGCCCCAGCCGCAGACCCCCACGCCACCCCAGCUGGCUCCUCUGCCCCCCCAGCAGCAGUUAGCUCAGGCCAUGGGCCCAGGGAUGGGCUCGGACAAACCCGCUCAAUUGCUGCAGCAGCAGCAGCAACAGAUGGCAGGAAGUGCCCCUGGUGGGGCCCAGCCGGGGCUGACUUCCUCGGUGUCCACCCCGACUGCCCCCCUGCCACCCCAACUGCCACGCACUCCGCUGUCUCAAAGAUCAUCCCUGACUGCUGAUGGUCAGGUCUCCACGCCUGCAUCUGUUAGUAGUACCGAUGCUGGCUCUCAGCAUGCCCCGCCUGACCCCAAGAUGGAAGUCAAGCAGCCGGACGAGGAGGAUGAGGACGAGGGCGCGGACGGGAAAGCCUCAGGGAAGAUGGCCGCGAUGCACGCUGACAUGAAGGCCGAGGAGAAGCCUGAUCUUAAAAAGGAAGAAGCGGCAGGUGAUCGGUGCAAAGUGGAGCCCAUGGACACUGUGCUGGGGCCGGGGCUUGAGGACAGGAAGCCAGAUGUGAAAGUGGAGCCCAAAGAGGAAGAGGAGGGGUCAGGCUCGGCCGGUCCUCUGAGCUCUCCGCCCAGCGCUCAGAGCAAGAGGAAAAUCUUCAAGCCAGAGGAACUGCGGCAGGCUCUCAUGCCCACCCUGGAGGCUCUGUACCGGCAGGAUCCCGAGUCGCUGCCCUUCCGACAGCCGGUGGACCCCCAGUUACUGGGAAUACCCGACUACUUUGACAUUGUGAAGAACCCAAUGGACCUGUCCACCAUCAAGCGUAAGCUGGACACAGGCCAAUACCAGGAGCCCUGGCAGUACGUGGACGACAUCUGGCUCAUGUUCAACAACGCCUGGCUCUACAACCGCAAGACCUCGCGUGUCUACAAGUAUUGCUCCAAGCUGGCCGAGGUCUUCGAGCAGGAGAUCGACCCGGUCAUGCAGAGCCUGGGUUACUGCUGCGGCAGAAAGCUGGAGUUCUCCCCCCAGACCCUGUGUUGCUACGGUAAACAGCUGUGCACCAUUCCCCGUGACGCUGCGUACUUCAGCUACCAGAACAGGUACCACUUCUGUGAGAAGUGUUUCAACGAAAUCCAGGGGGAGAGCGUGUCCCUGGGGGACGACCCCUCUCAGCCACAGACAUCCAUCAACAAAGACCAGUUCGAGAGGAAGAAGAAUGACACGCUGGACCCUGAGCUGCUUGUUGAGUGCAUCGACUGUGGUCGUAAAAUGCACCAGAUCUGCGUCCUUCAUAACGAGACCAUUUGGCCAACAGGCUUCGUGUGUGAUAGGUGCCUGAAGAAGUCCAAUAAAACACGCAAGGAGAACAAAUAUGCAGCUAAAAGGCUGCCCCAGACAAAGCUCGGAAACUUCCUAGAAACGCGUGUCAACGAGUACCUCAGGAGGCAGAACCAUCCGGAAUCAGGCGAGGUCACCAUCCGCGUAGUCCACGUGUCCGACAAGGUGGUGGAAGUCAAACCGGGCAUGAAGGCCAGGUUCGUGGACAGCGGCGAGAUGGCGGAGUCAUUCCCUUACAGAACCAAGGCGCUGUUUGCCUUUGAGGACAUCGACGGCGCUGACGUCUGCUUCUUCGGCAUGCAUGUGCAGGAGUAUGGGUCCGACUGCCCGCCACCCAACCAGAGGCGUGUGUAUAUCUCCUACCUGGACAGUGUACACUUCUUCCAGCCACGACACCUGCGCACAGGCGUCUACCACGAGAUCCUCAUCGGGUACCUGGAGUACGUCAAAAAGCUGGGGUACACAACUGGGCACAUCUGGGCCUGUCCUCCCAGUGAGGGGGAUGAUUACAUCUUCCACUGCCACCCAAUGGACCAGAAGAUCCCCAAACCCAAGCGUCUGCAGGAGUGGUACAAGAAGAUGCUGGACAAGGCUGUGUCUGAGCGCAUUGUGCAUGACUACAAGGACAUCUUCAAGCAAGCAACAGAAGAUCGCUUAACCAGUGCCAAGGAGCUGCCUUACUUUGAGGGCGACUUCUGGCCUAACGUGCUGGAGGAGAGCAUCAAGGAGCUGGAGCAGGAAGAGGAGGAGCGGAAGAGGGAGGAGAACAGUACCUCCAGCGAGAGCAUCGACGCUACUAAGGGCGACAGCAAAAAUGCCAAGAAAAAGAACAGUAAGAAGACGAGCAAGAACAAGAGCAGCCUGAGCCGAGCCAACAAGAAGAAGCCAGGGAUGCCCAACGUGUCCAACGACCUGUCACAGAAGCUCUACGCCACCAUGGAGAAGCACAAGGAGGUGUUCUUCGUGAUUCGGCUGAUCGCUGGGCCCGCCGCAAACUCCCUGCCGCUCAUCGCGGACCCGGACCCGCUGAUGGCGUGCGACCUGAUGGACGGCCGCGACGCCUUCCUGACGCUGGCGCGCGACAAGCACCUGGAGUUCUCCUCACUGCGGCGUUCCAAGUGGAGCACCAUGUGCAUGCUGGUGGAACUCCACAACCAGAGCCAGGACCGCUUCGUCUACACCUGUAACGAGUGCAAGCAUCACGUGGAGACGCGCUUCCACUGCACCGUCUGCGAGGACUAUGACCUGUGCAUCAGCUGCUACAACACCAAGGGCCACGAACACAAGAUGGAGAAGCUGGGCCUGGGCCUGGAUGAUGAGAGCAACAGCCAGGCUGCCGCAGCUACGCAGAGUCCCGGCGACUCGCGGCGCCUGAGCAUCCAGCGCUGCAUCCAGUCGCUGGUGCACGCCUGCCAGUGCCGCAACGCCAACUGCUCGCUACCAUCCUGCCAGAAGAUGAAGCGUGUGGUGCAACACACCAAAGGCUGCAAGCGCAAGACCAACGGCGGCUGCCCCAUCUGCAAGCAACUGAUCGCACUCUGCUGCUACCACGCAAAGCACUGCCAGGAAAACAAGUGCCCCGUGCCCUUUUGCCUCAACAUCAAGCAAAAGCUACGCCAGCAACAGAUCCAGCACCGGCUGCAGCAGGCGCAGAUGCUGCGCCGGCGCAUGGCCAGCAUGCAGCGCACCGGCCAGCCCACAGGGGGCAGCGGAGCAGGAGGUCUGCCUUCCCCAGGGAACAGCAACUGUACCACCGCGCCUAGUACACCCACGUCGGUUGGGGCCCAGCCUCCGACGCCACAAACACCCACCCAACCCAGUGUGCAGUCUGUGCCCCCGCCCGGGGCGGGUGGGGGUGGCCCCCCACCGCACCACCUGCAGCAGAUGCCUGCUGGCGGCUUGAUGAACUCGCCGCAGCAGCAGCAACAGCAGAUGAUGCCCCAGGUGCCGCCACCGCAGCAACCGCAGCCGCAGCCUCCCCAGGCCCAGCAACUCCAGCACCCUAACAGCCUGCCACCCUAUGUGCCCCGCCAUCCAUUCUCCUCCCCACAGUCCCAGGGAAAGCCGGGGCUGGGUCCGGCCACUCCACCCCAGCAGCAGCAACAGCCGCAGUCCCUGCAGCCCAACCCUGGGCAGCCACCCAUGGCCCCGCAGCAGCAGCCGCCGCCACCUUCGUCGGGCCCACCUCCAGCGGCCGUCGAGAUCGCCAUGAAAAUCCAACGAGUAGCCGAGACCCAGCGCAAGAUGGCCCAGGCGCAGAUCCUGAAGAGACAGGCACCCAACCUGAUGCCUCCUCACCCCCACCACCAGCCCCCACAGCCCCAGGCCCCCAUAGGCAUGGGCCACCCCGGCGCCGGUAUGGUUGGUGCCCCUGGCCUGUCCCCGCAGGCCGCCAGGGCCCACAUGGAGCAGCAGCAGCAGCCGAACCCCCAGCAAGGAAUGAUGGUGCCGGUGGGCAUGCAGCAACCUCUGCCGCAGGGUAACCCUCAGAAUCAGCUCCCGCCGCAAAUGCCCCUCCCACAGCAAGGUGCCCCCCAGCUCCAGCCGCCCCAGCAGCAACCACAGCAGCAGCCUUGGGGAAACCCAUCCAUGCAGAUCCAGUCAAGGCCUGGCAUGAUGAGCCAGGCCAGUCACCCAGCCAUGAUGGCGGCCCAGCAGCAGCAGCCCGGCCAGGGGCCUGUAAUGGGUGUCCCGGCCGGAGGCGGUGGGUUGGCGGGUGGCGGCAGCCUCCCUCAGGCUGCCCUGCAGGAGCUACUGCGUGCCCUUCGCUCGCCCAGUUCGCCGCUGCAGCAGCAGCAAGUGCUGGAGAUCCUGCGCGCCAACCCGCAACUCAUGGCUGCCUUCAUCAAGCAGCGUGCUUCCCGCUAUAAGGGCGGGGCCCCAGGAGGGGGCGGUGGCAUUGCUGCGGUCCCAGGUGCCAUGGGUCCCUCUGCUGUCAACGUGAAUGCCGGUGCUUCGGCCGCAGGCAUGCACAUGGGCCAAGGUAUGGGGAUGCCCCCUAUGGGUCCGCUCCAGCAACAGCAGCAGCCGCAGCAACAGCAGCAGCAAGCUGGCCUGCAGGGCCAAGCUGCCAACAUGGCCAAUAUGAACCCCCAGUUCAGAGAGCUGCUGAUACGGAGACACCAGCUCCAGCAGCAGCAGCAACAACAACAACAACAGCAGCAGCAGCAGCAGAUGGGCGCCCACGGCCAGUUCCAGCAGCCACAGCCGCCCCAGCAGCAGGCAUACCUGGGGCAGCAGCCCGGCCAGCCUCAGCCUGGGGGGCCGCAGCCCGGUCAGCCGCAGCAGGCCUACCCGGGCCCCGCGCUCCAGCAGCGGCUCCAGUCACAUCAGCACCACCUGCAGAUGCAGCAGCAGCAGAAUGCCAUGUUGCAGGGGGGCGACGGUGGGGGUGGAGGCCCCCCCCUCCAGCAGCCGCAGCAGCCCCCGCCCCCUCAGGGCGGACCCCAGGCCACGUCCUCCCAGCCCAUGCCCAUGCUUCCACAGGCCCUGCACCAGCGGCUCCUGCAACAGCAGCAGCAACACUUGGGCGGCGGCUCCCCGGCCCAGCAUGGCAGCCCCAUGAGCCCCCAGCAGAACCCCAUGUCGCAAUCGCCCCACCCGCACCUGCAGGGGGCGCCCCUAACGGCUGCCUCCUCGCUGAGCAGCCAGGUGCGCUCGCCCCAACUGUCACCACGUCCGCAGUCGCAGCCACCGCGCUCAAGCCCCUCGCCCCGCAUGCAACCCCAGCCCUCCCCCCACCACAUCUCCCCUCAGACCCAGACAGGGUCCCCGCAUCAGGGCCACCUGCCCCAGCACCACCCAGCCAUGGGAGUCCCUCAGCCCCUGGCCCAGCAACAGCAGCAGCAAGGCCCCAUGGACCCAGGGCCCUUCGGCAGCGACCCGAACGCUAUGCUGUCUCAGCUUAGCAGCAUGGGGGCCCUGCAUGGGCCCGGAGCCACAGAGCUAAUGGGCGGCAGCAGUCAGGACGUUAAUCACAGUACCUUAGACAUGAUGUAGCAUCGCAAGUGCAUCACAAACCGGGGGCAGUGUUAGGAUUUUUAUCAUUAUUAUUGUUAUUAUUAUUAUUAUUAACAUUAUUUAAUAUUUUUCCAGUACAAUAAAAAUGAACUGAACUUCCUAUGGGAGACUCUACAAUAAGGCAAUGAAUGAAUAAAAAUUUAAUGAAUGGUAAGUUAUUGCUGUUAAUAUAUAUAUUUUUUUUUGCUAAUUGUGUACAAAAUGGGGGAUAAUUUUGUCUGUCUCCUGCAGAGAAUAAGACACAGGUAAUAUUUUUUGGGGUGGGGAGGGAAAAUUUGCCUUUUUAAAGAAAUAUUUUUAAGAUUUUAAAAGUGGUGGAGAAUUAAUGAACAAAAUGGUUAAAUGCAAGGAUUUUUUUUAUUGUAAAUUUUCCUCCAUAAAUCAGUCUCUGUUUUUGGUUUUGCAGAUUGAUGUGGGAUUAUUAUUAUUAUUAUUAUUAUUAUUAUUAUUAUUAUUAAUCAAUCCAAACAUUGCAUCAUAUCUUCCUUUAAAGUUUGGGUUUGUUUUAUUUAUUUUAGUUUUUUUGACGGUUUAAUGGUAUAAUGGUGUACUUUGAGACUGCUACAUUGAGAGUAUAUUUUUGUUAACUGUCUGAAUGGAUGAUCAUCCUGCUUUUCCUUUUUUAUGCUGGUCCGAGGUUAAGGUUUGGUGCACGGUGUAAGCGGCCAAUUUCCUUUGGUUUUGGUUUUUAAUUUUGUUUUCCGUUCCUUCAUACCGUGUCGGACGGGCCGAGCCAUUAAACAUCAGUGUUCUGCUGGGGCGCCCCCUUCACCCAGCCCCCCCCAAUCCCCCAUGACUGUGGGUUAGCUCCCUGCAUUGAGACACAUUUAUCAAAAGAGGUGGGGGCACAGAGGAAGCAUUUACUGUACCUGUGUCUGGAGUGGAUUAUUAUGGUAGGUAAUGGGGGGGAUUUGUUCAUGGGUGUGUGGGGGGGGGGUCAAUCUGGAGACCUUUAAAUUCUGCCAGGAGGAUUUUCAGUAAGGGUGUACUAGAAGGCGGAGCUUCUGCGUUCCAUGGACUGUACUGAAGAAAAAGGAGGACGGACGAGGAGGAACCAGGAGGUGCAGGAGGAGGAAAAGGAAUAUGUCAGACUAACCCUUUCUCCUCGGCGUCAGACCCUUGCUGCUUCCUCUGGGCUGAGACCCUAUGCACUCCAAAAACGCUGACGCUCCACUGCGCCCCCUUCAGGAGGCCACGGCCUGCCUGCCUUCCUUACAGCCCCUCUUUGUGCUCAGAACUUUGGGAUUUUAAUUUAAUAUUUUUUACUGUACAAAGUAAAACUGUGGACUUAAGUACUUUUUUUAAAUAAAAUUGAAAGUUUAAAAAAAAA